Messenger RNA from Colletotrichum destructivum, 1773 nucleotides. RefSeq names its product Putative delta-1-pyrroline-5-carboxylate dehydrogenase, aldehyde dehydrogenase. Gene Ontology annotation, molecular function: L-glutamate gamma-semialdehyde dehydrogenase (NAD+) activity. NCBI's taxonomy places the organism in Eukaryota, Fungi, Ascomycota, Sordariomycetes, Glomerellales, Glomerellaceae. The transcript has 4 exons. Gene Ontology annotation, cellular component: mitochondrial matrix. The coding region runs from base 1 to 1773 and encodes 590 amino acids. The record is from RefSeq and is a predicted model, not a curated record.
AUGCAACUCGCCGGCAUCAUGAGGUCUGCGAGACCCGUUCGGUCCCCGAGGGACGCACUGCACCAGAUCACAGCCCCCGUCGCCCUGGCACAAAGAAGAGCAAAGUCGACGAUGCCAUUCAGGCUACCCGAUCCGAGAAACGAGCCCAACCCCACGUACGAGAAGAACUCCCCAGAACGCGCAAAACUCCAAGAAGCCCUCAAGAAGCUGCGCGCUCAACUGCCCGCAAAGAGCGACCUUUUCUACAACGGGCAGACACAAGUAGCAGCCAAGUCGUUCAACACCGUCCUCCCCUCCGAACACGCAACAACCUUCUCCAACUUCCCCCUCGCGUCCAAGGAGCAGGUCUCCUCGGCCAUCGAGUCGGCGCUGGACGCGAAGAAGAGCUGGGAGAACACGCCGUUCGUAGACCGCGCCGCCAUCUUCCUCAAGGCUGCCGAGCUUGUCGUCACCAAGUACCGAUACGAAAUCAUCGCGGCGACCAUGCUAGGCCAGGGGAAGAACAUGUGGCAGGGAGAGAUUGACGCGGCCGCUGAGCUAGCCGAUUUCUUCAGACUCAACUGCAACUUCGCGGCCGAGAUUCUCGAGAAACAGCCAACACGUGGCUCUGAUGGCAUGUGGAGACGUCAUGUAGCUAAUGUGGACUCUAGUCGCCUGGAGUGGCGGCCUCUGGAAGGCUUCGUCUACGCCAUCUCGCCCUUCAACUUCACUGCCAUCGGCGGCAACCUCAUCUCCGGCCCCGCGCUGAUGGGCAACGUCGUCGUCUGGAAGCCCUCCCCCAGCAACAUCUACGCCAGCCAACUGCUCUACAACAUCCUCCUCGAGGCCGGCCUGCCCCCUAACGUCAUCCAGUUCGUCCCCGGCGACGCUGAGGAGGUCACCGACGUCGUCCUCGGCCACCGCGACUUCGCCGGCCUCAACUUCGUCGGCUCGUCCGACGUCUUCCGCUCUCUCUACGCGAGGAUCGGCGAGGGUAUCGGGAAGAGGACGUACCGCGAGUUUCCACGCGUGGUCGGCGAGACGAGCGGGAAGAACUUCCACCUCGUCCACCCCACGGCCGACAUCGAGCACGCCGUCAACCAUACCGUCCGCGGCGCGUUCGAGUACCAGGGCCAGAAGUGCUCCGCCACCUCCCGCGUCUACCUCCCGCAGUCCCGUGCGGAAGAGUUCCUCUCCAGCCUGACGUCCAAGGUGAAGCAGAUCACCAUCGGGAGCCCCGACGGCAAGCUGGACGCCUUCAUGGGCCCGGUGAUCCACGAGCGCUCCUUCAACAAGAUCAAGGGCAUCAUCGACGAGAGCAACAAGGACCCCUCGCUGAAGCUGCUGGUCGGAGGCACCUACGACGGCUCCGACGGAUACUACGUCAACCCCACGGUCUACCUGGCGGAUUCGCCCGACCACCGCCUCUUCAACGAGGAGAUCUUUGGCCCCGUCCUGGCCAUCUCGGUCUACCCGGACGCCGAGUGGUCUUCGACCCUGAAGAAGGUCGACCAGAGCGGAGGUGGCUUCGCCCUGACGGGGGCCGUCUUCGCCAACGACAGAGUUGCCAUCCGCGAGGCGGAGGAUGCCCUGCGCUACUCCGCAGGCAACUUCUACAUCAACUGCAAGACCACCGCUGCCUUGAUUGGACAACAGUCCUUUGGCGGUGCUCGUGCCAGUGGUACCAACGACAAGGCCGGAAGCGCGGACGUCAUGCGGCGGUUUGUCAGUCCCAGGCUGAUCAAGGAAGAGUUCUUCCCGCAGACGGAGUUCCUGUACCCCAGCAACAAGUGA